AUGAGGACUCUCUCUCUCUCAGAGGAUUCAGUCACUGCAGAAGCUCCUGCACCAGACUCUCUCUCUCCGGCAGUUGGGUGCAGUGUCACGGCGAUGGAGCUCCUCUCUCUACCGUCCUCUCUUUCAUUCCUUACCCACCAGCAGCCACGACGAGGAAAUUCAAUUCAGGAAACCUUGUUCUCCGUUUUGGGUCUUGAUUUCUGCACCGCCGCCGCCGUCGUCUUCGCCAUGGUGAAGUAUUCCAGGGAGCCCGACAACCCGACCAAGUCAUGCAAAGCCAGGGGAUCUGAUCUCAGAGUUCACUUCAAGAAUACAAGAGAGACAGCCCAUGCUCUGAGGAAAAUGCCUUUGUCGAAGGCCAAAAGAUACUUGGAGGAUGUUCUUGCCCACAAACAAGCUAUUCCUUUCACAAGAUUCUGUCGUGGGGUCGGCCGCACUGCUCAGGCAAAGAAUCGCCAUUCAAAUGGACAAGGACGUUGGCCUGUUAAAUCAGCAAAUUUUAUUCUUGACUUGCUCAAGAAUGCUGAGAGCAAUGCAGAAGUCAAAGGCUUGGAUGUAGAUUCACUUUACAUAUCUCACAUCCAGGUGAACCAAGCAAGGAAACAGAGGCGUCGGACAUACCGUGCCCACGGGAGAAUCAACCCUUACAUGUCAUCUCCCUGCCAUAUUGAGUUGAUCUUGUCAGAAAAAGAAGAGCCAGUUAAAAAGGAGCCUGAAACCCAGCUGGCUCCCAAGAAGACAAAAUAG
Fraxinus pennsylvanica is the source of this 747-nucleotide messenger RNA. NCBI's taxonomy places the organism in Eukaryota, Viridiplantae, Streptophyta, Magnoliopsida, Lamiales, Oleaceae. The record is from the annotation of a GenBank genome assembly.